AUGACAGACGCUGACCUGGCGGCAUCGAGUCACCCGCUGUGGCCUCGCUGGAAAGGACUGGUUCGUUUUCUCCGUUCAAGCCGAGGUGCACUGCCCUCAGCGCAACCAGCGGCGAGACUACUCCGAACGUCGCAUCGCUUGACCCGGACGCUAACAGACGAAGCGGAUGUGCAGUUGGAUGUCAGCGGGUCUCGCUUUCUGCUGACGAGGCGCAUCCCUGACGUGGAGCCAAACCGUUUUCAGUGGCUCAUCUACGUGGGCGACUGCAGCACAAGCCCAGGUACAGUCGAUCGUGACCCCGCAGGUCAUCUGCUCCGCCUUUGGACGGCUGAACCGCUAGUCCCCGCAAAAAGCUCCGGCAAAAAGCGUCGUUGGCCUUGGCAGCGGCGGGACGAUGCUCCAGACUGGCGGUAUGUGUUCGCUCUCGAUCCUGCGGGGCGGUUUGUCUACGGUCUCGCGGUGUCCGACUGCACCUCAUGUCGCGUAGACUGGGCGAGCAUCGAAACGCUCAACUCCAACGGAAUGAGAGAGGAGGCAGUAGCAGCCUCAGUAAAGAGUCGAUGGCUCCGACUGGGCCCGGGCGAAGACCUCCCCGAGUCAUCCACCCAUGGCGAUCGCCUCGUUCACUGGUGUAUUCAACCGGCAACGCAGCACGCCAGAGGCAACGGUGAACCUGCUAGCCAGGUGGUGUCCAGUGCUGCGCCAAUCGGUUGCAAAGUCGAGGAGGCUGGCAUGCCUCGCGAGACUGCUGCAUUCCAUGUCUAUACAGCAGCGGGCUGGCACGCUUGCUGGACGCUGGAUCGUGUCUCUGGGACACCGUCGUCACGGCCAGUGCUGGUUGAGAGCCUCGAUGCGCGUAUCUGCUACGGCUGGCAGCAACAGCAAUCCGAGAGCAGGUGUCUCGAGAGCUGGUUGCUUGCCUAUCGAGAGCGCGAUGCAUCGCCGAAAGAGUGGCUGUUAUUUUCUGGGUCUCCACUGUGCCAGCGUGCAGUUUGGAGCGAUCCCAGCGGUUUUCUGGCGGAGGAGAUUGACUUUGCGGUCGUUUUUGCACAUGGUGCAUUUCUGCUAUGUGGCAGUCACACGAGGAAACGAGUCGCGCUCUUUGACCUGCGGCCUGGUGGAUCACAUCCGCUUCGCUGGACACGUGCAUCAAUGGAGCAAGAGCAGGAGCAGCAGGUGGCGGCAUUGGUGUUAUGGGCAGUGCCCUGGGGCUCCGAUAGCGUCCUAGUCGCCAUCUCGCAUGAGAAUGGAGAUCGAAGCGAUCCGAGUGUUGUUGGUCGCCUCGAAUGCUGGCGCUGGGACUUGCUCGACCCAGGAACGACCUCUGAGCCUGAACGCUUGUUCGUCAUCGACUGGACGAGCCUGGUGCGGGAUACGGACGCAGAUGUGGGGUCAGCGCCGCCUCCCAGCGAGUAUGGAUGUGCAGCAUCGACGCUCGCUCCGAAUGUACAGACUGGUGCAGACUCGAAUGCCACCGCGAGCGCCACCACAACGACAGCAGCACUGGAAGCGCAAACACCAGCACGCCGGUAUCGCUGGACGUGGCUUGGCUGGCGCGUGCCCAGGAAGCAGGCUUUAAGGCAGCCUGCUGAAGCGUUGGAUCCAGCAGCACCAACGCUCGUACAGAUGUGUGCGGUGGGGGCUGCACAAGCGCUAGCGCUUCUCGUCGACCAGCAUCACGGCUACGUGGUCUACCUCGAGCAGCCAGAUCGCGCUAGUGCCCUGGCAGAAGUGCUUCUGGAGCACGACUCAGACACUUGUACCGCGCUGAUGCAAGCGAUGCACAUUCCAGCGCCCAUGGAGGCACUUUUGCGUUGGCGAUGCUCACCACGCGACGCUGAUGCAGCCAGGGCACUCGUCGCUGCACUUCCGACCGAGUGGCGCUGGGCUGCAGCCUACGAGGCUAUCCAGAACCGCGCAGCAACGCUGAGUGCAGCACGCGUUCUGCUGCGGGCUGUGAACGCUGCCCAGGUUCCGCGUAUGGUAGCAGAGGUUGCAGGUCUUUCCGCAACGCUCGUGAGUGAACGAGCGUUCCUGAUCAGUGCGCUCUCCGCGGAUGCCUUAUCCGCCGAGCAUUGUCGCGUUGCCCUUCUGCUGCACCAGCGGGCUGGCUGGGACGUUGUGCUCGAGUACCUCGGCGCGUGCAGUGCAACCGCAGCGCUUCGAGUGCUGCUCCUCGAUGAACAGGAGGUGUCGCAGCAGCAGCAGCCGUCCAUCUUGGACCGGGUCUGGAAGGCAACACCGCUGACCGCGGAUCCACAGCAAUGCACUGCACUUAUCGAGGCCAAGUUUCAACAGGAUCGUGACCCGCUCAAGACCGUAGACUAUUUCAGGGAACAUGCCGGGCGCCUCGACGACGCCACCGGCUCUCUGCGUUUGGUUCAUCGACUCCUCGCCGCAGUCAUGACCGUUCUGGACGCUUCACAGGCGAGUCUGGAGCCAGCCUCAUCGGUAGCGAGUGCGCGUUCAAGCGCCACCGAGUUCCUACAACAGACGCUACGCCUACGCGAGGCGCUACAGUGGGAGCAGUUGCAGCCACAGGUCGAAAACUUGUCCUUAUUGGAAUUUGCACGCAUGGAUGCGCUUCAGGUACUGGAGCGCCUCCUCAAGGCCAGUCUUCAGGCAAUGCAGACCGGGCGCGCACUCCAAGAGGCGUCCAUGCUCAGGGAGGUGCUCGAAAGCGACCUGGUGAUGCAUAUGCUCGAAGGCGUCCGGGCGCUCGAUGCACACCAGUUCUUGGAAUCGGCGCUGGAGGCUGCGUUCAUGAACGACGCAAGGCCGCUGGAUACCAGGUUCGGCGCUGUGCAGAUCGAGGGAUGGUGCAAUGUGCUCUGCGAGCUCCUGGAAGCGUCGCGUUCGUGCAAACUUUGUCGGAAACUUGACUGGCGGGACGCGUAUUUCCAGAACUGGUGCUGGUCUUGGCUUGCUCGAGCGCUUCUCAUCCGCGUCGCGCUGACCCGGUCGCAGGUUGCACGACUCGCUGCAGCGCUGCGUGCACACGACGAAGCGGAGCCCAUGCUGGAGAGCAUUGCGCUCAGUGAAAUGCUCUCCAGCGAUACACCGGAUCCUUACGAGCGUCUGCAACUGCGACAAUGGCUCUGGCAGGCACGACAGGAGCAGCUGCAGCGGCCUUCUUCGCGACUAGUCGCUGGGGAGUGGCGAAAGCGGUUGAUUUCAGGUUACGCUACCGCUGCUGGUAUGCAGGCAUCGGACUCGCUGGAUCGUUUAGAGGCGCUUCUGGAGAUACAUGGACUGCAGCUGGACUGCAGGGAGCGGCUGAGCGGUCUCCUGGCCGCUUAUCGCCGAAAUACCGCACUGGUGACGCACCUGGUUGCUUGCAUCGAGCAGUGCGGCGCGAGUGAGGUUACGGACGCUGCGAGCCUGCUCUGGCAGGUGGCGCUCUUCUGCUUCAAAGAGGAAUCGUAUCCGGUGUCGUGUACGGAGCAGCUGCUCCAGUACGGGGCAAAAACGUGGCGAAGCGGAUCGCCAGCGCUCCAAGCUCGCAUACGGGCGCUCUUACAGACCGCACGAAUGGUGCUCGCGCUCCAGGAGCUGGGCUUGCCCACGUUGCAUCCACGGCGUCUGGCUUGGGAAGCACGUCCAGCGGCUUGGCUGUGGCACUUUUCCGAGCUCAUUCAACGCUCUGAAACACGCGCCGGUGAGCCGGAGCUGCAGCAGGUUGCAGCACUGGGUCACUUGGACACCGCAACGGCAUGGUUGCUGGCGCGUCGAACGCCCGACACGCCCUCAGUUUUGGACUCGAUGAUGUACUAUCCACCCGAUGCGGUUGCUUGGCUACGCAGCAACUGCCGAGAAGCAGCGCUGCACAGCAGUUUACAACGCGGCUACUCGAAUGAUGACAUGGAUGCGUCCCGUUAUCGUCUAUCGCGUCUGUGGGGUACGCUGGCACGUCGCCUGCUGGACGAGGCCGAGCCGUUUCGACCCCAGGUCCAGCAACUCAUUUUUGACCAGCUCACAGCGAAAGGCGCUCUGCCGCUGGACCUCGCCUGGAUUCAGCGCUACUACGGAGGCGAGCCCAGCGUCGACCACGCCGUGCAGGUUGCUUGCACCGCGCCCGUUUCAACGAUUGCUGCAGAGGCGUGGCGGUAUCGCUUGACCGUACCAGCGAUCCUGUAUAGGUACCCGCUGGAACAGCUGGACCCGACAUCCUGGCUCGAUACGAGCAUCGCGCUCUGGAUCCUCCGUCAGCCAGCGGAUACCCCGGUGGGGCGCGCACCAUUCCUUCCACCCGCUGGGGAUGUGCGUCUGCACACCUGCGGCAUGUUGCAGCACUGGGCAAGCGAGCCAGCUAUGCCAACAGCUGCGCAAGCGCUGGUGCUCAAAUUUCAGCGAGCUGCUGAGGCUUUCUGCGAGGCUUUCCGCUGGGUUUCACAGGUGAUGCAGCACCCGGCGCUCGAGCAAGAUACGGAUCUGUGCGAGCGCUAUGUCCGUCGCUUCCUUGAGGAUGCAAGUUACCGCGAGACGGUCGUCGUAGCAGCACUAGCGCAUACGACUGAUGAGGGACGGCUUGCCGUCUUGAUCCAACCGGAGAUUGACGCUGCCGCUCGGCUUGGGGUAUCGUCGGCGCAGUGCCGCUUGGAGCAUGUUCGGUGGUGUUUCGAACAGGCACAGCGAGCUGGUGCUGCUGCUGGUGCUGCUGGUGCUACUGCUGCUGCUGCUGGUGUCGUCGACGUCGUCGAGGCCACAGCGCCCCGCUCACCGAUACGCGGAAGCACGCUGUCGUCGGUGGAGUCACCGGCGCGUUGGCACCAGGAGCACGCCCUUGUGACGUUGCUGGUGCAGCACGAUGGACUCGGGCAGGCGCUGCUUGCACUCACGAAUGAGCAUCUGGAGGCUAUGGCACAAAAGGCGCCGCAUCCGCUAGUGUAUUUGGUGCUGGCGUCCACGGAACGACAUCCGCGAGCAGUUGCGCUAUCCGAGGCAUUGCGUGAGCACGUCGUCGAUAUGGCGUUGGAUUGGGCGUCACUGUGGCUACUGUUUACUGCGAAUGCGGAUGCAUACGGGCCCCUGGCAACCUACCUGUGCGAGCGCUCCGCAACGGACCCGGAAGCUGGCCUACAGCUCUGGCGCCUCGUAGCGAUAUGUGUAUCGACGCCAGCGCCGCUCUUGGCUGCGGCGGUCGAAGGGUUCCUCUCACGCGCCUCAUCAGCGGAGCAAGUUUAUCGGUGGCUUCUCGAGACCACGCGACACGAUGACGAUGCCGUUCGACACGAGCUUCUCGGCGUCUGGGCCGCGGCACUCGUACAAUGCGGAGGACGAUCAGUAGGAACAGCAGCAGCAGAGCGCAGCCGUAUUUUCGAAUGGAUCGACGGAUUCCCGCUCGAUACCAUGCGAGGCGGUGAGGAGCUUCAGUGCGAGUCUCAGUUUCUCGUGUUCUUUGUUCGACGUGUUCUUGAAUAUAUGGAGGCGCUUUGGAACGAUCGCGUCCUAGCGAGCGCGCGGGUGUCAGCAAUGCUCUGUGAGCGCUACGCUUCUGCAUGCUCAGCGGCGUUCCAGGCGAGUCUCGGCAGCGGGGAAUUGUCGCCAGCAGUGCUGAACACUCAGGAUAGCUCGCUCGGCGCUCGUGCAGAGCGCUCCGCAGACCGGCUGGUUGUGGAGCAGACGUUAGCGUGGCUGCGGACGUUGUCGACAGCGGAGCUGCAGCAGUGGCAACCGCGACUGCAUGCCAUUUUCGCUAUCGCGGACGCUACGGUAUCCUUGACGGUUCCCGAAGCGGCCGUUCCAGCACGUGACGAGGCACAGCGCCGUGUCGAGCAGGAGGAGUCCAACGCGGACGCAUCACCCGUUUUGACUAGUGAUAGCGCGUCGAACGAGUCCACGGAAGAUUCCAUUGUGGCAGGUAUCUUACGUGGUAACAUCUGGCAAGCAGGUUCGACGUUAUUACAGCGUCGUCGUUGGUCAUUGGUAUAUGGCAACACACCAGAGGCGGCGCUUGUGCUUCUCCAGCGUCACCUGGAGGAGGCGCUCGCGACGUCGUCAAGUGGUGUGGAGGCGUCACGUUUCGCGUCACGCUCUGAAGUGCUGCGUGCGCUGGCUGUCGUAUCCGAGUGGCGCACGGCGCUCGGGCUACCGGAUACUUGA
Messenger RNA from Cyanidioschyzon merolae strain 10D, 6102 nucleotides. RefSeq lists its product as hypothetical. The record is from RefSeq and is a predicted model, not a curated record. The transcript has a single exon. The coding region runs from base 1 to 6102 and encodes 2033 amino acids. NCBI's taxonomy places the organism in Eukaryota, Rhodophyta, Bangiophyceae, Cyanidiales, Cyanidiaceae.